Molecule: messenger RNA, 505 nt
Organism: Schistosoma intercalatum
Lineage: Eukaryota; Metazoa; Platyhelminthes; Trematoda; Strigeidida; Schistosomatidae
Source: the annotation of a GenBank genome assembly
AUUAAUCAGUCAAAAUCUAAUGCAGAUUCACAUACACAUCGAUGUAAAUGCCGAGGGACAUGUCAAGCACGGUGUAGUUGUAGACGUUCUGGUCGUCCGUGUGUCCCAUUGCGUUGUUACUGCAUUUCUGGUGUAUGCAAAAACCGUUUAGAUUCAUCAUCACAAGACAGUCAAAUAGUUAUGGGACCACCAUCUGGAUUACCCGUUAUAUUACGUCCAAAACGUAAAACUCGUGCAUUACAAUUAAAUAAAAUCUCCAACUGACAAUUCACAACUAUAUGACGAAAGAUAUUGGUGAUUCCAAUUAUUUAAAUAUAUUUCAUCGGAUUGUUCUUCCCUUGGCUUAUGAGGGCAACAGAAAGUGAACGUACUAGAAGGAGAAGAACAAAGCUUGCGCAAAUUAAACCUGCGGGAUAAUGAGUAAAACCAUUUUGUAAUGGACUUCCCUUUUUUGUACUUAAACCGCGUAAUUCAAUUUUAAAUAUAUAUCUCUGUUGUGCACGUA